UAGUAGCAGCGGAGGGGGGAGGAGGGAAGAGCGGAGCGCGCGAGGAGCUGGAGGGAGGGGCGCGAGGCCUGCCUGCUCGCGCGCCCGCCGGAAGUGAGCGCCGUCGCUACUGCUGCCUUCUCUGUGGCAGAAAAAAGCCCGGCCGGCGGCAGACUGACAGACUGACUGACUGGAAGAACGGCGCUGAGGAGGAGGAGGAGAAGGAAGGGCAAUCUCCUCAGGAGGGCCUUUAACGAAACCGGGGCGCCGAGGGGAGAGAAAGCGAGAGAGAGAGAAAGAAGAAAAGGAGGAACCGCCACAGAACAACAAGAACAGAUAGACUCUUCAAUCACUUGGCAUGUCCAAAUCAUCUUGUCUCUUGUUAAUAAGUACAAAUGAAUUUGUCCAUCUCAAAUGAGAAGCCCUCAAGAAAGCCAAGCAAUAUCUAAAUAUGGUUCUUGUGAAGGGGGUAUAGAGGGAAUAUGGAGCAGCUGUCUGAUGAAGAACUUGAUCAUGGUGCUGAAGAGGACAGUGAUAAAGAAGAUCAGGAUUUGGACAAGAUGUUUGGAGCUUGGUUGGGAGAAUUAGACAAACUCACACAGAGUUUGGAUACAGACAAACCCAUGGAACCUGUAAAAAGAUCCCCUCUUCGCCAAGAAACGAAUAUUGCAAACUUCUCCUAUCGCUUUUCUAUGUACAAUCUCAAUGAAGCCCUGAAUCAGGGAGAAGCCGUAGAUCUUGAUGCUCUGAUGGCCGACCUUUGUUCCAUAGAACAGGAGCUCAGUAGCAUUGGAUCACAAUCUGCAAACAGUAUGUCAAUGAAACGCUUUGCUGCAGAUGGAAAAAUGGCUCAAAAACCACCUGGCAGUGUUCGGGUUGCUGCCAAACACAGCAGUAUGAAAGGAUUGUCAUCUUCAUCAUCUAGUAGGGCAACAAAGCCUUCACAUGCUAUCUUUUCUUUGGAUGAUAUUACUGCACAGCUAGAAAAAGCAUCUCUGAGUAUGGAUGAAGCUGCUCAGCAACCUGUAAUGGAAGACAGCAAACCUAUAGUUGCUACCCAACAUAGGAGAACAGCAUCGGCAGGUACUGUGAGUGAUGCUGAAGUUCGUUCUAUUAGUACUUCCUCCCGUUCUAGCAUCACGUCAGCAGCCUCCAGUAUGGACUCCUUAGACAUCGAUAAGGUGACAAGACCUCAGGAACUGGAUUUGACUCAACAAGGGCAACCAGUUAGUGAGCAUAUUGUUUCUAUGGAACAUUCCAGCAAGCAAGCCAGACGUCACAUUGACUUUUCUGAAGAAGAGGCUGAAUUGGCUCCUCACUCCUAUUUGGACAGGGAAACCUCCCUUCUUCUGAGAAACAUUGCAGGAAAGCCUUCUCAUUUGCUGACCAAGGAGGAACAAGCUGCAAAGUUAAAGGCUGAAAAAAUCAGGGUUGCUUUAGAGAAGAUUAAAGAAGCACAAGUUAAGAAGCUUGUAAUACGAGUCCAUAUGUCUGAUGACAGCUCCAAGACAAUGAUGGUAGAUGAAAGGCAGACAGUACGGCAAGUGCUGGAUAACUUGAUGGACAAGUCUCAUUGCGGGUUUAGCUUAGACUGGUCUCUUGUGGAAACCAUCUCAGAAUUACAAAUGGAGCGAAUCUUUGAAGAUCAUGAAAAUUUAGUUGAAAACCUCCUCAACUGGACAAGAGACAGUCAAAAUAAACUUAUGUUUGUUGAACGUAUAGAAAAAUAUGCACUUUUCAAAAAUCCUCAAAAUUAUCUUCUUGGGAAAAGGGAAACCUCUGAAAUGGCAGACAGGAACAAAGAAGUAUUACUGGAGGAGUGUUUUUGUGGAAGCUCAGUAACCGUGCCAGAGAUUGAAGGGGUGUUGUGGCUGAAAGAUGAUGGCAAAAAGUCUUGGAAGAAACGUUACUUUCUUCUGCGAGCUUCCGGAAUCUAUUAUGUUCCAAAAGGGAAGGCUAAGGUUUCGCGAGAUCUUGUCUGUUUUCUUCAGCUAGACCAUGUCAAUGUUUACUACGGGCAAGACUAUCGCAACAAGUAUAAAGCCCCUACAGAUUAUUGCCUAGUUCUAAAGCAUCCUCAAAUUCAAAAGAAAUCUCAAUAUAUUAAAUAUUUAUGUUGUGAUGAUAUAAGAACCCUUCAUCAAUGGGUAAAUGGCAUCCGUAUUGCUAAGUAUGGAAAGCAACUGUAUGUAAACUAUCAAGAAGCUCUGAAAAGGACAGAAUCAGCAUAUGAUUGGACAUCCCUAUCCAGCUCAAGUAUUAAGUCAGGGUCUAGCUCAUCCAGUUUGCCAGAAUCUCAAUCCAACCAUUCUAAUCAAUCCGAUAGUGGACUUUCAGAUACCCAAACCGGACAUGUCCGUUCGCAAAGCAUUGUUAGUUCAAUCUUUUCAGAGGCAUGGAAACGGGGUACUCAGCUGGAAGAGUCCAGUAAGAUAAGUGCUAGAAUGGACUCAAUGAACCGACCCUUUCCUUCGUUUGCCCCACCUUUGUCUCCACAGACUAAAACUGCUGCCCCAUUCACAGCCUCACAACCAUCGCCACCCCUCCCGCCUCCACCCCCUCCUCCGCCCCCUCCUCCUCCGCCCCCUCCUCCACCCCCGCCUCCUCUGCCCAGCCAGUCUUUGUCAUCCGGAGGUGGAUCGGCCACAGUGUUUGUGAAGUACAGCACUAUAACAAGGUUACAAAAUGCUGCUCAGCAUGGUGGUCUUCUCUUCAAGCCACCCCUUAUGAUGCACCAAGCAACAUCGCUCCCACCACCAGGAAAACCACAGAACCUCUUACCCCCAAAUGGAGUGAUCCCUCCACCACCGCCCCCUCCACCACCUCCUACUCCAGGGUCAGCCAUGGCACAGCUCAUGAAGCCAGUGCCUUCUGCCCCUUCAGUGCCACAGUUCACACCGCCCCCACCUCCUGCCCCUCCGCUGAAAAUUCACCAGGUUCAUCAGAGCAUUCCUCAGCCUACUGCUUCACCACCACCUCCUCCCGCAAUUCCUGCACCCCCACCUCCGCAGGCUCCCCCUAAACCUGCCAUGACUCUACCUACACAAAACAGCACAAAAGCUGCCUCUCCUGUGGUGGCUCAUCCCACACCCCCAGCUCUGCUUCCUUCAGCAGUAAAGAAGCAGCCAAGUUUCACAACGCUGCCGGCUCCAUUAUCUCCUGUCCCACUGGGCCCUACUCCACCACCCACAUUACCCAAGCAGCAGAACUACUCCAGCAAGCUUCCUCCUUCCCCGCAAUCCCCUGUGCCAUCAGUUGUGAAGCAAAUAGCAAGUCAGUUCCCCCCUCCUCCCUUGCCAGUCUCAGAGCCCCAGCCUUUAAAGCCAGCCCCUCUGAGUGUGCCACCGCCGUCUCCUCCAGCAGUGAAAGCCAAGCCCAAAUGGCAGCCCACCUCUGCCCCUUCUCCUGACUUUCCUCCUCCUCCUCCCGAAAGUAGCUUGGCAUUUCCUCCUCCACCUUCUCCUUCUCCCCUGGUAGUCUCUCCCACCCCAGAUAAGACAGGGGGUUCUCCAGUUAAAAAAGCUGGGAAGUCAUCCAGUCCUGGUGGGAAAAAGCCACCCCCCACCCCACAGCGCAACUCCAGCAUAAAGUCUAACAGCUCAGCAGAAUACCACGAAUCUAAGAGACCUUCUGUGGACAGCCUGGUUAGCAAAUUUGCACAUCCACCAGAGCCUUCAGGGUCUCCCUCCAAGGAGUCUCCAAAUCCCCCUGCUGCUCCUCCAAAGCCAGGAAAGCUCACUCUGCCUAUAGCACUUCAGCAAGCAGGGAUUUCAGCAAAACCACCUGGGAAGGGUGCCGUAGAAGAGUUUCCUUCUCCUCCAUCGGAUUCAGACUUUCCUCCUCCGCCUCCUGAAAUAGAUCUUCCUCUACCACCCGUAGAGAUCCCUGCGGUCUUUUCAGGCAAUACUUCUCCAAAAGUGGCUGUUGUCAAUCCCCAGCCUCAGCCCUGGUCUAAAUCAUCCAUGAAGAAGGCUCCCCCUCCCACCCGCCCCAAACGUAAUGACAGCACCCGACUGACACAGGCAGAGAUGGCAGAAGCACAGGUGACCACAGCCUCCCCACAAGUGCCCACCUCACCCAAAUCCAGCCUUAGUGUUCAGCCGGGCUUCCUGGCUGAUCUGAACAGGACUCUGCAGCGCAAGUCCAUCACCCGCCACGGCUCCCUCUCCUCCGCCCGGAUAUCCAGAGCAGAGCCAAUGGCAACCAUGGAUGACAUGGCUUUGCCUCCACCCCCACCUGAACUUCUAACAGACAAACAGAAGACCAGCAAUUUUGGAGGUAGUCAUAUAUCAGGCUAUGCAACUUUACGGAGGGGCCCACCUCCAGCACCUCCAAAGAGAGAUCAAAAUACGAAACUGUCGAGAGACUGGUGAUAGAGGGUGAGACGCACAUUGGCUUCUGGCAGACACUACAAGCGAUAGGUUUGAUGUACUUGCAUUGUGACUCCUUGUCUAAUAUCCAUAAUUACAAGAACAAAGUGCUGUUAACGGUAGCUAUGAUGAUAGCAUUCACUUCCAAAAUCAGUCCAAAAUGGUUUACUGUUUGUAUUUGGUCUUUCGGGGAGGGGUGGACUGAAAUCUUUCAGUUUUCAAACCUUUAAUGUGGAUUGGACAAAACUAACACUUUUUCUUCCUGCAGUUCAGGAAAACAACUGUUGUCUGUCAGCGUGAGACAUGUUGGUGCAUGUAUUAUAAAUGUAGGUAUAUAAUAUAUUGUGAAAUACUUUGUUGCAGUUAUAGGGGAUAACCAGAAUGCUUUUGUACAUCUGUAUUUAUUGUUUCAGUCAACUGAUAAAAAUAUAGAUAUAUAUAUAUUACGAGAAUUUGGAUUGUGUAUCUUAACCAGAAAAAUCCUUUACAUUUGAAAAAUGAAGAUAUUAGGGGGCACUUUAAAUUGGCAAAGACCUUUUUGGGUAGUUGGUGACGGGUAUACAGCGCUGACAGGUUAUGCCAGUCUCUGUACAUCAUCAGUUGAUUGAAAAAUACAGACACAAACUACCAAAACAUUCUGGUUGUAAUACUACUGAGAUUUAGGUCUAUACAUAGAAAAAAUGCUGUACAGUGGUGCUGGAGUGAAAUAUAUUUGGACAUUAGGAAAGGGUUAAAAAGAGAGUGUACGGAAUUAAAAUGUCCAGCAAUUCACUUGCCCUUUAGUAAUUCUGUGCUCACUCAGGAGUAAACCCCAUUAAACACAGGAAGACUUCCGUCUGCAUAAAAGCAUAGGAUCCAGCUGUAAGGCUGCAAUCUAGCCAUGCAGGUAGGGAGUAAAUUUUAAAGAUCUCAUUGGAGUCUACUUUCACCAGCUCAAGUUCUACAAACAUCCCGUGUUCUGUGCUGCUUUUCCAAUUUUUUUUUACUUGUAGCCUGCCAUCUCCCUUUGAAAGCAUUCUGGAUGUCCUGAGGCAUGUCUGGCUGCAAAUUUCAUUCAGUUUGGUUGACAUGGCAUUGCCAGUGUGUCAGUUCAGAUGUGGCAUGUCAGCUUUACAUGUUAAAUUUUAAUCUUAGUGUACAUGCAAAUACUACCCUUAUUUCUACAGUUGCUUACAAAAAGGGAAGCAUUGCUUAAGCAUUCACCAGUUAAAUACCUAGAAAGCAGCACAGAGCAAAAGGCACAGUACAUCCCCUGAUAAGGGGAGAUAUGGCUUAAUGUGUUGCUGAAGGCUUUCAUGGCGGGAAUCACUGGGUUGUUGUGAGUUUUCUGGGCUGUGUGGCCAUAUUCCAGAAACAUUCUCUCCUGAUGUUUCACCCACAUCUAUGGCAGGCAUCCUCAGAGGUUAAGGUUUCCAAUAUGCCUCACAACCUCUGAGGAUGCCUGCCAUAGAUGUGGGCGAAACAUCAGGAGAGAAUGCUUCUGGAACAUGUCCACUCAGCCCGGAAAACUCACAACCCAGAUAUGGCUUAAUUAAUACAGUAAAUUUCUCAGUGCUUUGGAAAAGUAUUUUUAUCAGAUUAUUUCAUUGGGUGAGGAAUUCCUAGAUCUGAAUCACUAAGUGCAGUAUACACAUUGCAAUGUACAAUACGCAGGUGGUAAAACUCUACAUAUUCACUACUAUGAGGCAUUUAUCAUAAACUGCAUAUCAUGAAUGCUAUGAAGGUGGAUAUGUCUCUCUGUAGUGGAAGGAAGACAUUUUAUUUUUUCUGUACUUUAAACAUAUUGAUCAGUUUGAAGAGAAUUGUGUCAGAACUGGUGUGAGGAGUAUUGCAGUUUCAUCCAAACAUUUUGAAGACAUGGGAAGUUACUUAUUGGGCUUAAGUGUUCAAACCAACUGUUGGCUCUGACCCAUUUGUAUGAUGAAGAAAAAUGUUUUCCAUUUUGUCCUUGAAAAGAUAUAAAAGAAAAUGCAGACAUAUUUGCCUUGGUACAACUUGGACCAAAAGAGUUUUAAAAACAGAAAAAGUUUGGUGCUGUGAUCUAAUGCUGAAUCUACUUUGGUUUCUUCUUCCUUCAGUGUGACCUGGGCUUAGUCAUCCUGUUGUGGAAUACUUUACUUAAGCAAUAAGAAUAUACCAUUGUGUGCAUUUUUAAAGCACUGCUGUUGGAAGGCACCUUUUUGUAUCUUUUGAAGUGUUCAAAGUUUUUGUUUCAUCUAUUUUUGUGCUUAUAAAGUGUCCUUAACCAUUUGCAUUACAGCAUUUUAGCAUGUUUAAUGUGAUCUUGCUAACGCCUUACACCAAGAAUGCUUUUUUUUAUUGGUAAUGCAUUUGGUGCUCUGACUUUGUUCCUGCUGCUGCUUGGACCAUGUGUGACACACAAAGCAAACACUUCACUUGAGCAAAGUGAAGCAUGGUCACCUAAGUAGCCUCGCAGCCAGGUGCUCAGGCCAGGAGUGGUAGAAGUACACAGGGCAAACCUGGAGCAGAUACAUUUGUCUGAUGGCUCACUUCCCUUGCACACACAUUUUAAUUUUGAAUAGGUGUCUUGGGAGACCUUUAGUUCUGCCAUGUUGACAAAACUGCCAGUACCUGCUUGAGAUCCAAAGUCAUUUGUAUUGACCUAACUGGUUUGGAACAUGAGUAUCUGUGCUCCAUUAAGCAUGGUUCUCUGACACGGCAUUUACUCCAAAAAGCAACAGCAGAGCCAGAAAGGUGUCUUCUGCACUAUCUUCAUCUGUGACUUCCCAAACUUUCCCUGGUUUCCCAAAAUUUCCAGGUGAGUUUAUAUCUUAAUAUUUCUCUAUUCCACCAAUACACCCUGUUACUGAUUGAUAAUGUAUCAUUUCUCUGUGUCUUUCUUCUACUAACCUUACUUAAAGACUACCAAUGGCCUGUAAUGCACAUGAAAGGCAUUGAAAUAGGGCAACGCACAUACACACUCAAAUCGUCUUUUCAAAUCUCGAGAAUAGAAUUGCUGUGGUAACCUUUGACCCUAAUUAAUGUAUCCCAACUAUUAUGGUGCUUGCUGUCAUUUCUUUUAUAUAAUGCCUCCGUUCUCUAUUUGUUAACACUAUUUAGGUGUUCACACUAAUUCCGAAUUGAGUUUUCAGGUACUUCAAUACCUCAUGGUUGCAAUUUAAUUACAAAUUUCCUUGAAUGUUGUGAACUUGAUCCGGGGAAUUAAGGUAUACUUUUUAACAAGCUUCACCUCAAAAUCACUAAUAAGAAAACUGACAGUAUUUAAUUAGUACUAAAUGGGUUAAAUGCAAAUGAGACCUGACAACCAGAUAAAGCAGUAACAGCUGAAUUCAGCAACGUGAAGUGAAAAUCCUUUUCUAUUUCCAUUUCUGCUUUUGUUUCUUUUACUGAUCAUAUGAUGAUUAACAAAAUAUACAUCUGAGUAGCUUUUUUUUUACAAAGUUUCAGUAAAGGCACUACACAUUUCUCUCAGUUUAUUUUAAGAUGUAAAGUAGUAAAUGCGGUUGCAUUUGGGGAAAACAUAAGUUAUAAGCUAGAGUACCAUGGCUCAAGAGAAAAUCAAACUUCUGAUUAUGUCCCUGCAUUUUGCAAAGACAUACAUUCAAAAUAUUUUUUUCCACAGCAUUAUAAUUCUGGCUUGUUAUUAACAGAGGUGUUAAGUAAAGUAAAUGCUUCUGGGGUUCACUUAAUCGUUUUUCUUCCCCCAAAGCUAAAAAUUGUGUUUAACAGAAUUGGCAGACAGUCAAGCAGGCAACUGAAGAAUGGCAUUAAGUAGGGGAAUAAGGAUCAACCCCCUACUGCACCCUGGGCCUGCUAUUUAAUCACAGUGAAUUUGCUUUUGGUAAUUACACCCUAAUUCUGUCAUUUAUCCCUUUGCAUAUAUAGAAGCAAACUUCGUUCAAAGGUCAUUUCAUUUAAGUUAUGAAGCAGGCAUUAAAAACUACCCAAAGCCAGGUGACUGCAUGUGUCCCUCUCUCUCAUAUACACAUACAACCAAUUGUUGACAUUUUUAUCUAUUUUACUCAAAAUGUACUGUAUGCACUCGAGGGAGGAUUCAUGUCAUCUUCCCCCCCCCACCCCCCGGCCUAAAACAUGAUGAACCUGCACACUGGAGGGGGGUUACUGAGAGAGGGGGUCAUUGGGGGCCAUAUUUUCCCCCAAGUAUAAGGAGUGUGCUAAUCUGAUUACAAAUCGAACAGGUAUUUAUAAUUUGCUAAUGUAAUGCAUACUGAACACUGUUAGGUACUACGAUCCUUCCUACCCCUCAGUUGUAUCUUCCUGACAUUCAGAAAGUACCCAUUCAGGGUAACCCUGUCAAUACAAUAGCAUGGUAGAAAUGUGUGUAAUGUAGGUACUUCACACUGCUAAUGUCUGGUUGCAAAUUCCUUUCUUGUGGGAUUUCCUCACUGCCACAGUCCCCUUUGAGGGGAGUAAGAACUGCCAUGGAGCACCUGCCUCGUACACGACUUGCCUUACACUCUGGCAAUGGGGAAUGUAGGAAUAUUGCAGCAUUUCUGUAAGUAAGAAGUUAUUGAGGGAUGCAGUGAGCACAUAGCCAACCUCAGCAUCGCUUUUUAGGGGCCCUUCAUACAUGCCCUCAAGCUUCAAUAGGACAGGCCCAAAAUAUUUGGGAUUCUCUGUGGACCAAAGAAAAACAAGAUAGCAGAGGCAGUUCUCUUACAACUCCUCUAAGUUGCAGCCUUAUCAGAGGCACAGGCCAUAAUACAAAAACACCUUAGAAUCAUAUGUGUGUUGCCUUUGUUUGAAUGUGGAAGGUCUCCUGUAAAAUUACCUAUUACUCACUUUGUGCUGCAGCUUAUUAUACUACCCACUAAGUAUGUACAUCACCUUCAGAAAAUGGAAGGAAUAAUUUGUCUGCUUUUUCCUGCUUUACAUAUUUUGUAAUUGUAAAUGUUAGGAUUGUAAAUUGUGGGAAAGAACAUUGGCGUCGUUUCGCAACCAUUGGGAAGAGUCAAUGGUGAUGAUCCUUGUAACUGAAUUUACACAUGUGCAACACCCAUGUGGCAGCAAUGUUUUUUGUCCGUGCAACGGAUUUGUGCUAAAGUGCUGUAAAUACAUUAAUGUUUACUGCUUUCUACGGGAAAAAAUAUUGCACAUUAUCUUUGAAUGGGACUGCCUUCCCCAUCUCCUUUCCCUUUAAAAAAGAAAGCAAAGUUCAUUGCAAGUGAUAACUUAUGGUUGAGAAGAGGUUUGUUCUAUAUAAAUAUUCUAUAAAUAUGUAUAAAUAUACUUUUUUAAAGCAUGGGAGAAUACAAAAUGCAUUCAUGACAAAGUACUCAGAAAUCAUUAUACAAUGGAAUAUGCACACCUUAAUAAAGAUAUAGUUACAUUUA
Anolis carolinensis (green anole) is the source of this 9685-nucleotide messenger RNA. It is a transcript of the gene raph1, whose product is annotated as Ras association (RalGDS/AF-6) and pleckstrin homology domains 1. The coding region runs from base 462 to 4352 and encodes 1296 amino acids. Gene Ontology annotation, biological process: signal transduction. Lineage: Eukaryota; Metazoa; Chordata; Lepidosauria; Squamata; Anolidae. The transcript is spliced from 17 exons. Gene Ontology annotation, cellular component: plasma membrane; cytosol. The record is from RefSeq and is a predicted model, not a curated record.